Messenger RNA from Poecilia reticulata (guppy), 4350 nucleotides. It is a transcript of the gene sgpl1, whose product is annotated as sphingosine-1-phosphate lyase 1. Gene Ontology annotation, biological process: sphingolipid catabolic process; carboxylic acid metabolic process. The record is from RefSeq and is a predicted model, not a curated record. Gene Ontology annotation, cellular component: endoplasmic reticulum. Lineage: Eukaryota; Metazoa; Chordata; Actinopteri; Cyprinodontiformes; Poeciliidae. Gene Ontology annotation, molecular function: sphinganine-1-phosphate aldolase activity; pyridoxal phosphate binding.
GCCGUUGUUUACAACUCAGAUCUGCGUCUCACGCGGAACAAACUCUCUCACCAGGAUUCUACGACAUCAGGCCAAUCAGCAUCGCUGUCAGAUCUGCACAUGCGCAGACGGCGCAGAAGCUGCUGCUUCCUGAAUCGGGGUUAGCUUUCUGCUCGCUGCGGCUCCCUGCAGCAUUUAGAUGUGAGCCGAGGGGCAGAAAGUCGGGCUUCAUAUGAGAAGUGAACAAAGAGGAAGAAUUUAAACGACAGCGCAACUCGGAAACAUGGAUUACUGGAGUGCCUUGGAGGUGUAUAAGGAGAUGCUGCUGCUGUACCUGGAGGAAGGCCGGCGGCAGCUCAACUCCCGCUGCUCCCACCUGGAGCCGUGGCAAAUCAUCGGAGCGUCUGUCCUCACCACGCUGGCGGUUCUCUGGCUCAAAGCAUUCCUCUUCCAGCGAGAAAGUCUCACUUCCAGAAUCAAGAAGCAAGUCUUUCGACUCGUCAGAAAAAUACCCUUUGUUGGUGACAAUAUUCAGAAGCAGCUGAACAAGGCUCUGGACGACAUGUCCCACAGUCUGUGUACGCUGAAGGAGGGGAUGAGCUACACUCAGCAGCUGCCCACCAAAGGGCUAACUCAGAGCCAAGUCAUGGAAAAAAUCAAAGAGUAUCAAACGCUGAAUGACGUUCAGUGGGACAAAGGGUGUGUUUCCGGUGCCGUGUACUGGGGGGAUGAAACCCUGACCAAACUCCUGGUGAAGGUUUAUGGAGAUUUUGCGUGGAGCAACCCGCUCCACCCGGACAUCUUUCCUGGCGUCAGGAAGAUGGAAGCUGAGGUUGUCCGAAUGUCCUGCUCCCUGUUCAACGGUGGACCCAACUCCUGUGGAACUGUCACUUCUGGAGGAACGGAGAGCAUCCUGAUGGCCUGCAAAGCGUACAGAGACUUGGCUUGUGAGCGGGGCGUGACGUUCCCUGAAAUUCUUGCUCCAGUGAGCGUCCACGCAGCGUUCGACAAAGCAGCACAUUACUUUGGGAUGAAACUCGUCCACAUUCCUCUUGACCGGAAGACCAUGAAGGUCGACGUCAAGGCGAUGAGGAGAGCCAUCAGCAAAAACACAGCCAUGCUUGUCUGCUCGGCGCCCCAGUUCCCCCAUGGAAUCAUAGAUCCGGUUGAAGAAGUAGCCAAGCUGGCGGUGCGCUAUGACGUCCCGCUGCAUGUGGAUGCCUGUUUGGGCGGGUUUCUCAUUGUUUUCAUGCAAAAAGCUGGUUACUCACUCACCCCGUUUGACUUCAGAGUGAAGGGAGUUACCAGCAUCUCUGCAGACACCCACAAGUACGGCUACGCGCCCAAAGGCUCCUCUGUGAUCCUCUACAGCGAUAAAAAGUACCGUCAGUACCAGUACUUCGUGGCUCCAGACUGGCAGGGGGGGAUCUACGCCUCGCCGUCGGUGGCGGGCUCCAGGCCCGGAGGAAUCAUCGCCGCCUGCUGGGCCACCAUGAUGUACAUGGGAGAGAGCGGCUACGUGGACGCCACCAAGAAGAUCAUCGGCACGGCGCGCAAGAUCAGAAACGAGAUUAGAAAAAUAAAGGGGGUGUUUGUGUUCGGGAACCCGGAGGUGUCCGUGGUGGCCAUCGGCUCCGAGGACUUCGACAUCUUCCGCCUUUCGAACGCGCUGACGUCGAAGGGCUGGAACCUGAACACGCUGCAGUUUCCGUCCAGCAUCCACCUCUGCUGCACGGUGCUGCACACCCAUCCUGGCGUCGCUGAUCGGUUCAUUCGGGAAAUUAAAGAGCAGGUCGCCAUCAUCAUGAAGAACCCCAGAGAGAAAACCACAGGAAAGGGGGCGAUCUACGGCAUGGCCCAGUCCAUCCCGGACCGGUCCCUGGUGACGGAGAUCUCCAGAGGGUUCCUGGACUGCCUCUACAGCACCGAGGUACCGAAAUCCAACGUCAGCCACAUGAACGGCAACGGCAAAGCCCACUAAAGUUUAACUCUCCACGUCCUUGAACCCGAUUUCAAGGUCAAUGCGCUCCUUGUUAAAUCGCUCAACGGUUGCCUUAUUAUUUAAAACUGCACUGAGAACGUCUGCAGAGAGAGAGAAGAAGAAGAAGAAGAAGCCAUCAUCGCUUGGCUGAACCCAGAGGGAAACUGGACUUUCCUGGGUCCACCAGAACCUUUAACUUGAUUUUAACAAUGCCAUGGGACUGAGUGUGUGUGUGUGUGUGUUAUUUUAUCUUUCAUUCAUUUCAGUGUCUUGACAUCUUGACAUGUUCUCUCCUGGUGCAUCUCAAGAAAUCAAAAAAGCAUCAUAAAAUUAACCUGUUGAUGAUUUCAGUGAUUAUUUCUGUGAUUAUUCAUUCAAUCUAAUGAAAAUCUAAAAGCUUUCUUCUCUCAAGAUUAGAAUAUUACAUUCUAGGAAACUAUUGCAUCAAUGCAGCAUGGCAUGUGGAGGGGAUCAGGAAGUAGCAGUCCUGAGGAAGCCCACAGUUUUUCCUUCCAGCUAACUUUCCAUUAACUUUGCUUGUAUGCAGCCCUGCUGAUAUUUUGAUGUUAUUGGACUUGUAUAAUAAUCUCUAAGAGACUUUUAUCUUAGGUUUUCAUUAGAUUUCUACUAUAAUCAUCAAAAUAAACACGUUAACGGUUGAAAUGGUGGAAAUUUCAGACGUUUUUGAUAUUUUGAGAUGCACCUGUGUUUAAACUAUAGCGAAACAAUUCAGUUUUGUCUUCUAUUUUCAUUGUUUUUAUUUUUGUCUGAACAUUUCAGCUUCUUUCAGCAACACUUCAAAACCAGUUAGAGCUGCUGUGCUGCCCUCUAGCGUGAAAACCUGAGAACUGCAGCGAUAUUUCUGCCUCAACAUGCAGCAUUUAUUUCAUUGUGUCUUGUUGGUGCAAAGAGCUCUGCAGUCCGGCGGCCUUUCAAAUCCAUCAUAGAUGGAAAGAGAGUAAAUUUCUGCAAAAAAAAAACUAAGAAAUUUCCUUGAAAAAACUUGAAAAUUUAGAAGUGACUAAAAGUGAAAAUUUGUUAGAAAACUCUUAAAUUUACGAGUUUCAAAAAUUAACAUUUUUUGACUUUUGAAGAUUAGAAAAUUUUCAAAAGUUGAACAUAUUUGAGUUUGAAUAUUUGAGUUUCAAGUCAAAAAUUUGCAAGAAAAAGCAAAUUUUCUGAUUAAUUUUGAGACUAAUCAAAAUUUUGUAGAAAAAAUAAGAACAUUUAUGUGUUUCAAAACGUGAGUAUUUGAUACAAAUCGUUCAAAUUUUUAGAUUUACCUCAGAAAUUCUCCAAAAAAAAUUUUUUUUUUGAAAAGACUAAAAUCUGCUAGAACAACUCAAACUUUUAGAUUAAUCCUUUUUCUUGAAAAUUUCUUUCUAAAAUUUAAUAUAUUUGACUUUUGAAACUGACAAAUUUCAGGGUUGUUUUUCAGAAAACUUCUGCAAUGAGUCUCAAAAUUAUCUAUUUUGCACAUUUUAAAUUUUUCAAAUUCAAAAAUUUCCAAAAGUUGAAAAAUCCAAAUUCUUGAAACUUCGAAAAUUUAUAUAGUAGUCAAAAAAUGUUAACGUUUGAAACCCAGAAAUUUAUUUUUUUGCUGGAAAAUUUCUUAUGUGAAUCACAAAAUUUGUGUUUUUAUCUAGCAAAUAUUUGACUUUUCAAUACUAGAAAUUUCUGUGUAUUUUCUAGAAAAUUUCUGAUUUUGAUCUGAAAAUUUCUGGGAUUUUUGGUGGGAAUUUACUCCUUUAUUUUCCUGUGACGGCUGUAACACGGCGUCGUGCUGCAGGACUCUGAAAACAUCGGUCUGACUGUUUUCUCUGCCUGCCUGAGGAGUUAAUUUGUUCCCAGAGUUUCAAUGUUUGGGGCGUAAAGGAGACGAGGGGCAUUAAUAUCCAGACUCAGAUUCCAGGUUUCUUCCUAACAGACUGAAGUUUCAACUCUUGGUUUCUACUCUGUGUUUAGAGUCUUGUGCUAAUUUGUGUCCUAAUUGAAUCUACCUCAGUUUGUACUCGCCUCAUCCAGCAGGGUGACGUAUUUCCACACAACACUGGGAGUUUAUCAGGCCGCCAUGUUGACGGGUUUCAGACCCGCAGACCGGCCCGUUGGGAGGAAGUUUCCGGAAAUGUAGACGGUUAACGAAGCAAACUGUAAAUCACUUUGUCUCCGACUCGUGUUCUCCUGAUGCGGUUAAAGUAGUUUUGUGCAAUAUAUGUUUUUCUUGUGCGAAAAAGGGAGAAUCUCCUCUGUUGGCGUUUAAAUCAGCCACAUAAUAAUAAUGAUUUAAAAUAUACGGCGGCGUAUUGGGACCAUUAAUGAGAGAAAAAUGAGUAAAAAACUAACAAAUUUUGAGCUUAUUCACAGAAAUUUUCUAGAAAAAAAUUUAAAUU